AUGUUCUGCACGAUUUCAGGAGUACUGUUACUCAUCUUGUCUGUGCAUGCAGAUACGUCUCUGUGGGACAGUAGAAUUUGCUUCUAUCAUGAGGAUGAAGGCCCAUGUAAUAAAACUAUCAAGCGAUACUAUUAUAAUGCGACAAUCGGAGAAUGUGUAAUGUUUACAUAUGGUGGCUGUGGCGGUAACGCGAAUAAUUCAAAACACUUGAAGAAUGUAAUUCAACUUGCGGGAAAAGUGGUCGGUUCGAUAGAAAAAUUUGCUCUUUGGAUGCUGCAGUGUCUGGAUGCGGAUAUUCACGCUCAGCUUGGUACUAUGAUGUGUUUAAUGAUAGAUGCAGAAGAUGGAAUGCAAAGUGAAAUGUGGAUCACCGCUCGCUCGGACAUUCAAAAUAAGAACGACAACAACAACAACAACCACAAGCACCGAAAAUGUAUCCGAAUCACUGAAUUCCACAACUCAAGUAUCAAGAAUAUACUUAGUACUGCUCACUUGACUUUCACAUGUACUGAAGUCAACGGAAUACCUUUCAGUAAAGACACUGUUUUACAAGUGUUUAUAUUGUCAGCUUUUAAGCCGCCUUCAUUAGUCUCUUCGACCUCAUUCUGCUUAUCGUUUUGGCUGUUGCUUCGAAUCGCGCACCUCUCUUCAAACGGAGUUCACAUCAUUUGCAAAUAUAUGACAUUCAAGUAUAAAGCACAACUGGAAUUGGAGAAGUUAUAA
Trichobilharzia regenti is the source of this 723-nucleotide messenger RNA. The record is from the annotation of a GenBank genome assembly. Lineage: Eukaryota; Metazoa; Platyhelminthes; Trematoda; Strigeidida; Schistosomatidae.